Balaenoptera ricei (Rice's whale) is the source of this 1501-nucleotide messenger RNA. It is a transcript of the gene ART5, whose product is annotated as ADP-ribosyltransferase 5. The record is from RefSeq and is a predicted model, not a curated record. Gene Ontology annotation, molecular function: NAD+ poly-ADP-ribosyltransferase activity; NAD+-protein-arginine ADP-ribosyltransferase activity. NCBI's taxonomy places the organism in Eukaryota, Metazoa, Chordata, Mammalia, Artiodactyla, Balaenopteridae. The transcript has 5 exons. The coding region runs from base 290 to 1210 and encodes 306 amino acids.
UACGGCCCUCAGCCCCGCCCCCGAACCCCAGUGUUUGUCGUUGGGGAAGAGAGAUGUCGGGUUACCGCCAGUGGGUCUAUAAUUAGCCGCGGGACUUCGUUGAUCCGCGGGACUCCGGGGACAGGGGGCAGCGCGGCGCCCCCGCAGACUUCAGUCCCCGCCGCCCGGAACAUUCAGUGCUCCUUCCCGCUCUCCGCCUCCGCCACCUCCAGCCCAUCGAAGCCAAGACUCCACCGUCGCUGGUCCCACCCUCAUCGGGAUCUCAUUCUCCACGUCUCCCAGAGGAAUAAUGUUGGUGGCUCUGUUGAUCGCCCUUAGCUGCCUUGGCAUCCACACCCUCAGCGGCAUGCGCAUUUACGUCCCCUGGCAGGCCCAGAAUGUUUCCAUCCAGAACCUGAGCCUGGCUCCAAACACCUUCGAUGAUGCCUAUGUGGGCUGCUCGGAGGAGAUGGAGGAGAAGGCAGUCCAUCUGCUAGCGGAGGAGAUGGCUAACCAUACCAGGCUGCGGGAGUCCUGGGAGACAGCCCAGAAGGCCUGGGAGCAAAGGUGGCCAGGGCUCAGCCUGCCUCCUGGCUUCAAAACCCAGCACGGAAUCGCCGUCAUGGUCUACACCAACUCAUCCAACCCUUUAUACCGGGAGCUGAACCAGGCUGUGCGGACAGGCGGUGACUCCAGGGAGUUCUACAUGCAGCACUUCCCCUUCAAGGCCCUGCAUUUCUACCUGACCCGGGCCCUGCAGCUGCUGCGGGGCAGUAGGGACUGCAGCAGGGAACCUGGGCAGGUGGUGUUCCGAGGCAUGGGCGCCAUUCGAUUUGAACCCAAGGAGCUGGGGGGCUCUGUCCGCUUAGGCCAGUUUGCCUCCAGCUCCCUGGAUGAGGCAGUGGCCCGCAGAUUUGGUAAUGCCACCUUCUUCUCUAUAAGGACUUGCUUUGGGGUCCCGAUCCAGGCCCUGUCUGUCUUUCCCAAGGAGCGUGAGGUGCUGAUCCCCCCGCAUGAAGUCUUCUUGGUCACCAGUUUCUCCCAGGAUGGAGCCCGGAACCUGGUGACUCUCUCCAGCAAUAAUCAGAUGUGCAGCCACUUUAACUGCGCCUAUCUGGGUGCGAAGAAGAGGCCGAGCUGUGAGUCUGUGCCAACAGGAGGACAGGCCGACUCACUCUCCAAGGGGGCCUUCUCUCUGCUCUCCUGGAAGACCCUGCCCUUGGCCUCUUAGGGGUUCCAGCUCUUAGGAGCUGGGCUCUGAAAGUUCAGUGCCUGCCACGUAGGAGUCCUGGGAAAUGAUGACAUCCAUAUGAAGAUGGGAGGCUUUGAAGAGCCUGGAGAAGCCAGAACAUGGUUUCGGACCCAGACCUUGCAGCCAUCUCCCCGGCCAGGAUGUUGGAGGAUCUGAGGCCAUGGUAGGGUGGAGGGAUCCCCGCUAUGUGGUAGGGACUCCAGGGGACAAGCAAGGGUAGUGCUGUGACAGCCACUGGAUUAAACAGUGUUGCAGUGUGGUGACCUCAAA